Syngnathus acus (greater pipefish) is the source of this 3051-nucleotide messenger RNA. RefSeq names its product lin-7 homolog C (C. elegans) (gene lin7c). The record is from RefSeq and is a predicted model, not a curated record. The transcript is spliced from 5 exons. Gene Ontology annotation, cellular component: MPP7-DLG1-LIN7 complex; synapse; cell-cell junction. Gene Ontology annotation, molecular function: L27 domain binding. Gene Ontology annotation, biological process: neurotransmitter secretion; protein localization to basolateral plasma membrane; maintenance of epithelial cell apical/basal polarity. NCBI's taxonomy places the organism in Eukaryota, Metazoa, Chordata, Actinopteri, Syngnathiformes, Syngnathidae. Bases 180 to 785 code for a protein of 201 amino acids.
CCAGCGUUACCUGAACGCACCACGACACUGGCCUCUAGCCUAGCCUGCUAAUUUAGCUAAUCUGGUUUAUCGUCUCUGUUGAGAGCCCGUAGUGUCAGCCAGGAUUAUCAAUUUUAGUGUCCCAUAGCUGCCAUUCAACGUAAUAUCUGCGUGACAUCAAACAGCAUCCCAGUAGGAGAAUGGCGUCGCUAGGGGAGCCUGUACGUUUGGAGAGAGAUAUUAACCGUGCCAUUGAACUGCUUGACAAGCUUCAGAGGACAGGGGAGGUUCCUCCUCAGAAGCUGCAAGCCCUACAGAGGGUCUUACAGAGUGAAUUCUGCAAUGCUGUCAGAGAAGUUUAUGAGCACGUAUAUGAGACAGUGGACAUCAACAGUAGUCCUGAAGUCAGAGCAAAUGCUACGGCAAAGGCAACCGUGGCAGCUUUUGCAGCAAGUGAGGGACACUCACAUCCACGUGUGGUGGAACUUCCCAAAACAGAAGAAGGCCUGGGGUUCAACAUAAUGGGCGGAAAGGAGCAGAACUCUCCAAUUUACAUCUCGCGUAUCAUCCCAGGAGGCAUCGCCGACCGACAUGGUGGACUGAAGAGAGGUGAUCAGCUUCUCUCUGUCAACGGGGUGAGCGUGGAAGGUGAGCACCACGAGAAAGCAGUGGAACUACUUAAAGCAGCUCAGGGCACAGUGAAGCUGGUAGUGAGGUACACCCCCAAAGUCCUCGAAGAGAUGGAGUCACGUUUUGAGAAAAUGAGGUCGGCAAAGCGUCGGCAGCAAACCAACUAUCCCCAGUAGGAUUGUUUCAUGUCGACGCCAGUUCUUACGGCUCUCCUCCUCCAGCCUUCAGGCCAUCUGUUCUGGUCUUUUUCAUAUAUUCCAAAUCCAAAACAUUCAAACCUACACACAUAUAGUUUAAGUCGAUGCACAGCAAAGUAUAUAUAUUGUACUUAGUUUCUGCCCUUUUCAGCAGCAUUUACUCACAGUUACUGUCCUGGACAACACAGCCAAGACAUCAGCACACAUUGCCACUCGUCAGCCAUCUCGGUAACCAGGGCAACAGGUUCAGGCUUAUAUUUUGCAUUACAACGGUCACAUAAUAGGAAACCGCAUGGAUAGACCCUCAUCCAUUCAAAAUGUCUGACUUGGUCUAAAUAACUUUUCAGAAAGAUUUUGCUCCCACCUGCUUACGUGUCCAGUAUGAGAGCUGCUAGCGGUGCAAAUUGCUGGAAAUGCUUAAAGGCCUCAUAAUUGGAUGUCGAUCGGACCAACAUGCCCAUUUUGGAAACUUUUACUUCAGCUUAGCAUAGCUCACUCACAACUUGUGCAUUACCUUUGGAACAGGCAAUUUGAAUGCUACUACAAAACUCCUUCAACAAGGAAAGUUGGCAACUCACCAAGUGAGCAGGAGUUCACUACGUGUGUAUUUUCCCUCUUUUUUUCACUGAUUGUUCAUUAUAGUCUGAAGCAGAUAUUUAUAAGUAAAGACAAAGACAUGGUUUUACGGCAUUGAUUAUGUGUCUUGACGUUUGGUGUGCCAUGCUACAACAGUCAUCAAAAGUGAGGAUGAAAAUGUCUCCUUAUUCAUCUGGGUUUAUGGUUCCUAUUUUCAAGCGAAUGCAAAAUGGCUUCGACCACGCAACAAAUAUGCUUGUGAUGACACACUGUAUCCAGCCACUGCAACAUCUGUAGAAUACCAGGAUAUAUACUGACACUUAUUUUGUUACACGCCAUACCAUAACUUGAUAUUGAUCUUUAGCAUUUUAGCCACGCAAUGAAUAAACCAUGUCUGUAAUACACUAUCAUGUGUACGAAUGCAACAUCUGUAGUUUUAUAUCAUUCUCAGCAAAAACAAUUUUCGUGACCUGUAAUGUUGGUAACUAUUGAUUGUGUUCAAAAAGAAGUCUCAGUGCUACCACAAUGACUUAGUGCAGCACCCUUUCAGGCAACAGUUGUUUUCUUAUUUACUAGUGAAAUACCAAACACGAGCUAAUUAUCUCAAAGCACUGCCUUGUUUUUCCGGUGAAGGAAAAUGAUUGUAAGAAGAUGAAUGAUGUUACUUCUUUCCCGCAUGUAGUGCAAAUAACGUUUAUUUGGAAAACUGGUGUAUAAAAAAAAAUAUGUACGGAAGUCUGACUCAAAAGACACAAAAUUGAAAUGUACAAGUCAAUCUAUGCAAAAAAUGUUUUUCUUUUUUAAAAUGGGGGAUUAUUGUCCUCAAUUGCUGCAAAACCGUUUGUUUUAAUGUAGAAUGUCAAUCUAGAAUGUGUCCAAGGCUUGCAAAAUUGAAAAUGAAGCAUUCAUUCAACUUGCACAAUGGCACGUAUUGAUUAUAUUGGAGUUUAAAAAAAAAAAGCUUUUUGAGAAUUUCAGGGGCUUCACCGCUACCAUUGAUUUUUUUUUUUUUUUUCCUCUCCCGCUCUCCUUGUUGUGUUUCGCUGGCACACCAUUCCAUGUACAUAUUUUAGUUGGUUGAAUACUAUAAUAGUUUAGCUUGUAUGGUUUUAUUCCACAACAGCAUGUUAGAUUUUCUGCACACGUAUUUCAACACACUGAAUGUCACUGUCAUUUGACGUCAUUGCAAAAUAUUGUGAAUCAACUCAACUUUAGCCAUUCUACGCAAUCUUCCUGUUGGGAUGGUGAAUAGAGUAUUUUUUAUAAUAGCUUUCUUUUGAUAUUUUUCAAUUUUUGUAAGUGUUUUGCUAAAAAACAAACUAGGGGCAAUGUGAGCCUGUCUGUGGUGCGUGUGUGUGUGUAGCAGGGCUGCAUUUGGGCAGCAAAUUGGAUGUUAGUGCUCUGCAGACAAACUGGCCUACGUCAAUGCUCCCUUUUCAGAUCUCAACUGGUCUUUGUGGGCUCUCUAAUUCCAAGAGCAUACUUGCAUAUGUGAAGCUUUUGAUAAUGUUUUGAAGUAUUUUAGUUGUGCUUGUUUAAGUUGUUUACCUGUAGAUUGUGUUAUGUCUUUCUUUUUCUUAUUUACUAUGUUGUGUUUAUGUGCAAUGUAAAGUAUAUAGUUUUAAUUGUAGCAAUAGAAGUGAAAGUUAAAUAAAUGUGACAGAUUUAA